UGGUAGCAGAAAUCAUGUGAUUAUGUGACGCUUCCUGGAGAAGCUUUACUUUCACGUAUCACUUUUGCUCUUCGUGAGAAUAUUUACCAGCAGCAAACAUCAACAGCGUGCUUUUUUUGCGGACAUGGCUGACGGUGAGCGAUCGCCUUUGCUGUCGGACAGUCGCGAUGGAAUGAGCGGGCUGUCACCGGUUGAUGAGACCUACCGACCGCUGACCAAACCACAGAAUUUCCCAGCAGCGCCGUCAGCUCCUCCCUCGUUGAUGCUGGGAGAGGCUCCUCCACCGUACUCCCCGCUGGGCUCUCCGGAGAGCGGCAGUGCUUCUGUCAUUGGCUGCAGAGUGUGUCAGUCGCUUAUUAGUGUGGAGGGCAAAAUCCACCAGCAUGUGGUCAAAUGCGGAGUCUGCAAUGAGGCUACACCCAUAAAGAAUGCUCCAGCAGGAAAGAAGUAUGUGAGGUGUCCGUGUAACUGUCUUCUCAUCUGCAAAGUUACCUCGCAGAGGAUCGCCUGCCCUCGACCUUACUGUAAGCGAAUUAUCAAUUUAGGUCCAGUUCAUCUGGGCGCAGAAAGUCCGAAUCCUCAGCCUAGCGGUGCCAGAGUUUCCUGCGGCCACUGUGCUAACACUUUUCUGUGGACAGAAUUUACAGAUCGGACAUUGGCUCGGUGUCCACACUGCAGAAAAGUCUCAUCGAUCGGCCAGAGGUACCCUAGAAAGCGGAGUUUGAGAUGCUUCAUGUUGUGUUUGAUCUUCAUCAUAGCGACUGCGGGAUUGAUUGCUGGUACGUGGUUGAAUGCACAGACGUAUAAGGGGAUUUAUGUAUCCUGGGUAUUCUUCAUUCUCUUUGUGCUAAUCACUUUGAUCAGAGCUCUACAUUGGGCCUGCAUGAAAAUCAGUGAACCACUGCACAACUACUCAUAGAAGAAAGCAAUGGGGAGCAGGAGGUCGAGUCCAAGAAUGAGUCCAAGUGAAAAAGAAAACUGAGCCAAAAGGAAGGUUAAUGGAGAGAUGCUCUGUCUAAAUGGGUGAAGAACUCUCAGUAAAAAUCCACAUUUCCCCCUAAGUUCAAUAGGCAAAAAAAAAAACAUAAUUAUGAUUCUAGAUAAUUAAUUCAAUUAUUAUUUUAAUUCCUUUAGGGGUAAAAGUAUAACCCACUUUUCACCCAAAUAAUUUAAAUGUCAAACCCAAUCUAUCCACAUUCCUAAUUGGAACCCGCUUUCUAAACAAUGCACACUUUAGUAUUUCUGCAUUGUCAGUAGGACAAGAACUUCUAGUUUAGUUGCAGAAUCAGUAUCUGCUGAAAGAGGCUUUUUUAGCCCUAUGAAUUGACUCUGACAUCAUUGUGGUUUCACACAUAAAUACAGAAGCAUUAUAGUUAGAAUGAGACCGUGGUUGAAUUGCUGACAGAACUCGUAAGUGCCUCACAUGACGGUGUGCUCUGUUGUUAAUAGCCAGUGACAUUUAUAAUUAAAGCCAUUUAUAAUUAAAGCAAAUAUUGUCAUAUAUAUAGAGGAACUGCAGAUUAUAGCUUUAUUGAAAGUUGUAGGGUAUGAAUAAGAAAAAAGGAAAUGAAAACACGCCGAAGCAUUUGGAAGGUUUGGGGAAAAGCAAAAGCAGAUCUAUUCUUUAGAAAGUGCAUUUCAAUAUCACAAAUUAUUGGAAUGUGCUAUAGAUUGAAUCAUAGUCAAUAAUGAAGUUGAUUUAUUCUUUCAAUGUAUUUUAUUGCUUUUCCAUGGAUAUUAUUCAUUGAACCCUUCCCUUCCUCUUUUUCUAUCAGCAUUCAGCAUAUUUUACUAUGUAUCGUCACCCUCAAAAACAGCUUAGGCACCAAAUUAUGCUUUCCGUACUAACUAAAAAAUGUUCACAUCUGACACCAAGCAAUAUUACAAGAGAUUCUAGAGAUUUCUAAUGAUCCGUGUGUUACUUUUGUUGAUGCUGUUUUUUUUUUAAAAUCAAGCAUUGCUGAUUAUUAUAUGUACCUGCCUGUGGUUAUUUAGUUAUAUAGCUGCAUUAAAACCUUCUACCUUGUAUGCCAUUAAUAAUUGUAGCAUUACCUAGUAGAUUACAGGCAGAGAUUAUUAUUAAUUUUGACUUAAUCUGCGUAAACUUUCAAAUGCUGAUGAAUGUAAAUAUUCAUCAAGGAGCAUUGCUGUGAUUAACUUAUAUCUUCACUAUCAGAAAACAAAUAUGCUAAAUUGGUACCUUUAGGGGUACAACAGCCCUUGUCACUGGGGCAGUACUUUGUAUUACCCCUAAAAUAUGUAUAUUAGUACCUUAGAGUAGUAAUAUGUACCCUUAAGGUUUUCCUAGACCCUUUAGGCAAAAAUAAGGUACAAAGAUGCCCCUUUAAGGGUUUUACCCCACAGUGACAUGGUGUUGUACUCCUGAAGGUAAUUUUUUUGCAAUUGUAAACCUGUGCUGACCAAACGCAUUGAAUCAUUUUUAGCUGAAAUGAACUCUUUGCAUUGCACUCUUUAAUGGAGUAUACAGAUAUAUAUUAAUACUAAUACUAUAAUACUUAUAUCUAUUGAAGUGCAGAAGUGACCAGUAAGUUUUUUAUUUUUUGUUGUGUUAAUUUGUUUACAUGAUUGUGCAGUUGUACUGUGCAUUUACUUGUUUAAUUUUUGUUUAAAAUGUGUAUAUAUAUAUAUAUAUAUAUAUAUAUAUAUAUAUAUGUAGUUGCACUACAUUUUAACAUGGUAAAUCCCAUCUUUGUCAUUGUUGAUCAUUUUUGUAUGUUCCUUUGUAACAGUUCCUGAGUAUUUGUAUGUGUUAGGGGUUCUGACGGUUUACAAAAUUAUGACAACAGAUGUAAUAUAAUAAAAAAACUAAGGUAAAACUCAUUUGUAGGAUUUCCAAGCUAUAGCAGUGAUUCAGUGAGUAUAAUGUUAAGGUUAAUCAAAUGUUGAUGCUCUUUUUGGCUAAAUUCAUUUAUUAAUUUUAUGGAAAGCAACUUGCAGUGCAUAGAUUCAAGGUAUUCAUUUUUAUCACUUCAUGGAUUAGAUUUUGAGCUACAGCUCAAAUAAAACUGAAUGAGAAUGCCCUUCAAAAAUAAUGCUAGUACAAUCUGUUUUGUGAUGGUUGUCACGUAAUGCGUGAUUAUCAUUAUUUAUUACAUAUGGACUUUUUUUUUUGCUGUGACUCCUUUUAGAUCUGACUGGGUGUACUUUCUUUUCAGAGGACUAUGUUCAGAACAUUUUCAAAAGGUUAUAUGUUGAAAACACCAAAGAAAUUAUUUAAAUAAAUCAAUUUUAGAUUUGUA
Messenger RNA from Pimephales promelas (fathead minnow), 3260 nucleotides. RefSeq names its product phosphatidylinositol-4,5-bisphosphate 4-phosphatase 1b (gene pip4p1b). Gene Ontology annotation, biological process: phosphatidylinositol dephosphorylation. Gene Ontology annotation, molecular function: phosphatidylinositol-4,5-bisphosphate 4-phosphatase activity. NCBI's taxonomy places the organism in Eukaryota, Metazoa, Chordata, Actinopteri, Cypriniformes, Leuciscidae. The record is from RefSeq and is a predicted model, not a curated record. Gene Ontology annotation, cellular component: plasma membrane; late endosome membrane; lysosomal membrane.